Spinacia oleracea (spinach) is the source of this 1476-nucleotide messenger RNA. RefSeq lists its product as uncharacterized. Lineage: Eukaryota; Viridiplantae; Streptophyta; Magnoliopsida; Caryophyllales; Amaranthaceae. The transcript has 2 exons. Gene Ontology annotation, molecular function: catalytic activity. Bases 1 to 1476 code for a protein of 491 amino acids. The record is from RefSeq and is a predicted model, not a curated record.
AUGAACAUCUGUAGCUGGAGUGUGAGGGGUAUGAAUGACCCCAGUAAGGUUGGAGAUAUUAAGAACUUUGUUAAUGUCAAUAAAAUUAGUGUAGUUGCUCUCAUUGAGACUAGAGUUAAGUUGAAGAAUAGUAGCAAAAUCCAGAAUAAGUUUGGGGCUCAGUGGCAUUGGGUCUCUAAUUAUGAUCAUUCUGAUAGGGGGAGAAUAUGGAUUGCAGUGUAUGGUCUUCAUUCCAUUGAAACUAGAAGAUCAUUGUGGAGAGAAUUAAGUAGCUUAAGUGCCCUUAAUAAUCUAGCUUGGUUGGUGAUGGGGGAUUUUAAUUCUAUUCUCUAUUCUGGGGAUAGGGUGAAUGGCAAUUCAGUCACUAAUGCAGAAACUAUUGAUUUUGAAACCUGUUUGAGUCAGACUGAUCUCACAGAACUCAAAAGCUGUGGACAUUUUUAUUCUUGGUAUAAGGGGCAUGAGGUGCAUAGAAUUAGUUCAAGAAUUGAUAAAGCUUUUGGCAAUUCCUGUUGGCAUGGUACUUACUCUGAUGUGGUGGUUGAUUACAUGAAUCUUGGAUUAUCAGAUCACACUCCUCUGGUUAUGAAUUAUAAGAUGAAUAUGAAGAAGGGAGGUAGACCAUUCAAGUUCUUUAAUUACAUGGCAGAUCAUCCCCAGUUUUUGCAAGCUGUGCAGAAAGGUUGGGAGAAGAAUCAAACAACUUCAGUAAUGCAGAAUGUAUGGAGCAAACUUAAAGCAGUUAAAGUAGAACUUAAAGCUCUACACAAAAAGGAAUUUUCUCAGUUAGAAACUAAUAUUGAGAAAUGCAUAAGGGACUUGGAAAUGGCUCAAUCUAUCAGCAUUGCUAAUCCUGAUGAUAGUGUUGCUCAGGAAAAGGAGAAAGAGUGUGUGGCAAAGCUUAAAUUGUUUCUGAAAGUUCAAGAAAGUGCAUAUAGGCAGAAGUCUAGAAUUCAGUGGCUUCAGCUUGGGGACUCUAACUCCAAAUUCUUCUUCAGUGCCAUGAAGGAGAGGUAUGCCAUUAAUAGCAUUGAUGUUUUAUAUGAUGAUCAUGGUACAAAGCUGACAACUGAGACUGACAUUCAGGCUGAAAUUAAAAACUUUUAUGGAAAAUUGAUUGGUUCUGCUGCAACUUCUCUAACUGGUAUUGAUGUUCCUAUUGUUAGACAUGGGAUUCAAUUGAGUGCUGCUGAUGCAGACUCUCUCAUUAUUCCAAUUUCUGACUUGGAAAUUGAUACUGCUAUUAAGGGAAUCAAUGUGAAUAAAGCUCCUGGUUUGGAUGGCUUUAACAGUCUCUUUUUUCAUAAAACCUGGAAUAUUGUGAAAGCUGACAUUUACAAUGCAAUCAGGGAUUUUUUUGAUACUGGUGUUCUGCUGAAGCCAAUUAAUCUUAACAGCAAGAAUGCAAGGUGUAAUUGGGAAGGUGGUUCAUUGUGCCCAGGCAGGAUUCAUUCCUGGAAGAAAUAUUGCAGAUAA